Eleginops maclovinus (Patagonian blennie) is the source of this 5186-nucleotide messenger RNA. Its product is annotated as bromodomain-containing protein 1-like. Gene Ontology annotation, biological process: regulation of transcription by RNA polymerase II. The record is from RefSeq and is a predicted model, not a curated record. Gene Ontology annotation, molecular function: protein binding. Gene Ontology annotation, cellular component: MOZ/MORF histone acetyltransferase complex. Lineage: Eukaryota; Metazoa; Chordata; Actinopteri; Perciformes; Eleginopidae.
UGUUGUUGGGGGAAGAGAAGCUCGGGCAGCCGCUGAGCUCUGCCGCUUCGGACAGCUUAUUCACGUUAUUACACAUCGGUAAUAACCCCGAGCACAGUGAAUUUUAACAACGUGAUAACCGGCUCCGUCGCCCUGGAUACCCGUCGCUCUCUCUCCAGCUGCACUCGGUUCAGCGCUAGCCGUUGGAUGAUAAACGGACUGAAUGUGGAUUUAACUGCCGCUUCGCUCCGCAGGCCGUGCCGCCAUUGCUGCUGUUUUUAUAAGCUGAAUUCGUGAAAAUACCGAGGGUCUUUAGGCUUCAUAAUGAAGAAGAAAAGUCGCCAUCACCGGCCUGCGGUGCUGAAGAGAGAUUCCUCUCCCAUCAAGCCCUCGCCCAACCGCGAGACGCUGACAUAUGCACAGGCGCAGAGGAUUGUAGAGCUGGAGGUGGACGGCCGCGUUCACCGGCUCAGCAUUUACGACAAGAUGGACGUCAUCUCUGACGACGACCCCAUGGCGCAGGAGAUCAUGGAAUGCAACAGCAACAAGGAGAACAACGAGAAGCCCCAGCAGGUCCUGGUGCGCUCUGUGCGCCUCAAAAACAACCAGCAGAAAAAGAACGCUGCGCUCAUGGCCACACAUGGUGGCACCGCCACACACAGCAGCACCGGCCUGUUGGAGGCAAAGGUUAGAACGGUGGAAUACAACCUGCCGGUGGUGCCCAAGAGGCCGGCAGCUUAUUACAAAUACACGGAAAGGACGGCGGAGGAGUUGGAUGAGGAGGUGGAGUACGACAUGGACGAAGAGGACUACGCCUGGUUGGAGCUCUUCAAUGAGAAGAGGAAGAGCGAGGGCAUCAGCCAGGUGUCGCACAACCUGUUUGAGUUCCUCAUGGACCGCUUCGAGAAGGAGUCGUACGCAGCGACACAGGGUCAGAGGGACCUGCAGUCGCUGGUGGACGAGGACGCUGUCUGCUGCAUCUGCAUGGAUGGAGACGGAGCCGACAGUAACGUCAUCCUCUUCUGCGACUCCUGCAACAUUGCAGUGCAUCAGGAGUGUUACGGCGUGCCGUACAUCCCUGAGGGCCAGUGGCUGUGCCGCCACUGCCUGCAGCGUCCGUCACGGCACUCUGAAUGUGUCUUCUGCCCCAACAGAGGCGGAGCCAUGAAGAAGACCGACGAUGACCGCUGGGGCCAUGUAGCGUGCGCCCUGUGGGUGCCCGAGGUUGGCUUUUCUGACACUGUUUUCAUCGAGCCCAUCGACGGUGUGCAUAACAUCCCACCGGCGCGCUGGAAGCUCACCUGCUACCUGUGUAAAGAGAAGGGUGCAGGAGCGUGCAUUCAAUGCGACAAGAUCAACUGUUACACCGCCUUCCAUGUCAGCUGUGCCCAGAGGGCCGGCCUCUACAUGAAGAUGGAGCCCGUCAAAGAAGUGACGUCAUCCGGCUCCGCCACCUUCUCUGUGAAAAAGACCGCCUACUGCUGCAGCCACACGCCCGAAGGCUGCGACCGCCGGCCGCUCAACAUCUACGACGAGCCACAUCCCAAAAAUGGAGCCUGCCACAAGAGGGCCGACAAGAGGGGGAAAUCCCGGGGCAAAGGCUGGCAGAAGAAGAAGAGUAAAAGAGGGGAGCCCGAACCAGAACCAGAGCCUGAGACCCCCACCAACACUGGGCCCAGUAUCACUGCUUCAAGUUUCGACACCAUCCUGAACCAGGUGGCGGUCCAGAGGAAGCGUGUCUUUGUGGAGCGAGUAAUGAGCUACUGGGUGCAGAAGAGGCAGUCGAGGAACAACGUGCCGCUGAUCCGCCGGCUGCAGGCCAACCCUCAACCGCCCAAAGUCAAGAAGAUGGAUCGAAUGGAGACGAACCAAGCCCUGAAGGAGCAGCUGAAGGAGUGGCACCGCCUCCGCCACGACCUGGAGCGAGCGCGCCUGUUGCUGGAGCUCAUCAGGAAGAGAGAGAAGCUGAAGAGAGAGGAGAUGAAGCUGCAGCAGUCGGCUCUGGAGGUCCAGCUGACCCCCUUCAACAUCCUGCUGAGAGCCGUGCUCAGUCAGCUGCAGGACAAGGACCAGUACAGCAUCUACGCUCAGCCUGUCAACAUCAAGGAGGUCCCGGACUACCUGGACCACGUGAAGAACCCCAUGGACUUCUCCACCAUGAGGAAACGCAUCGAUGCUCAUGAGUAUGGGAGCCUGGACGACUUUGAGGCAGACUUCAACCUCAUCAUCUUCAACUGCAUGAAGUACAACGCUAAGGACUCGUUCUUCCACAAGGCAGCCCAGCGGAUGCAGGACCACGGGGGGGCCAUCCUCCGCCGGGCCCGCAGAGAGGCGGAGAAGAUCGGUUUCGACUUCCCCAGCGGGCUGCAUCUCCCCGAAGCCCCCAAACCGGAGGCGCCACCCCCCUUCUCCUGGGAGGAAGUGGACCGGCUGCUGAGCCCCUCGUACCGCCGGCUGACCCCCCUGGAGGAUCAGCUGAAGGAGCUGCUGGAGAAGCUGGACCUGAGCACGGCCAUGAAGCACAGCCCGUCCCGCAGCAAGAGGCUCAAGCUGCUCAAGAAGACCAUUAUGGAGGUGCGCAGCGAGAUGAGCCUCAAGAACUCCCUCCGAAAGUCGAUGACGACGGCGGCGCCCCCCAAGCCCGACCCGGCCCCCGCAGAGUCAGAGGAGAAACCACUACCUGAACCCCCAGCAGAGCCCUGCUCACCCUUGCAGGACAAGCCUUCACCUCUGCCCUCGUUAGAGCUGUUAGCGGCGCUGUCGCAGCUCCACGCCUCGCCCGGCGACUCGGAACCUCCGGAGCCUGUCAAGCCCAGCACGGACCCCAUGGAGCUCGACGGCGACACGUCUACCUCAGUGCCCGAUACACCCAACGGGCACGCCCCCGACCUGCCGCUCCCCAACGGCGACGUCCACUCCGAGGCCUCUGGCACCUGCAACCGACGCAACAACGUCCUCUUCCGCAAGUCCAAGAGCGCCAGCCCCCAGAAACCUCAAAAGAACCAGGAGGCGUCCGCUGUCACGCCGCCGACGUCGCCGCUUGGCUCCAAAACCUUCCUGUCGGUGGUGAUCCCUCGCCUGGAGACACUCCUUCUGCCCAAGAAGAGGAGACACAGCAGCAGCGCCGACGGAGACGAGGAGGAUGAGGAGUCGCCGAUAAAACGCCUUGGCACAGGAAUAGCAAACGGUUUUGUGGUGGAGGAGGAGGAGGAUGUCUCUCCGUCUCCACGACUGCUGGAGCCUCGGCGCCGCUGUGCCUCCGAGUCGAGCAUCUCCUCCAGCGGGAGCGUCCUCUGCAGCACCAGCACUGUCGUCGUGCCUAAAAGCGGUAAAGGGCGGUCGCCGGCGGUUCGGCGGAGCACCGUGGACGACAAGAGCACUCUGAUGACCUGCAUCGAGAACGGGGAGUUCACCAAACCUGCCAAAGUGUCUCCAGAUCACGGACCCCAGAGUGCGGAGGACGGGGGGGCAGCACAGCGGGCUGGAGCUUCCCCCGCCGCCGCCGCCGCAGGCCGUUCUCAGAGCCGGAGAGCAGAUGCAGUUCAGGUCCGCAGAGAAACUCUUCCUCGUCCACUUCUUCGACAGCAAGCGCAGCUGGCAAUGGCUUCCUAGAUCCAAGAUGGCUCCCUUUGGGGUCGACCGGACCCUCGACAGAAUCAAGCUGGCAGAGGCUCACUCCUCCAGAGGCCGGAAAGCUGUGCGGCUCGCCUUCGACCGAGCCAUGAACCACGUGAGCCGUGUCAGCGGCGCGAUGGAGCCGAGCGCCGGCCUCCCCGUCACGGACUGAACCCUCUGAAAUCCUCCCGUCAGCCACCUCUCCUCUCUCAGCUUUUAUUCUGAACACAUUCACAGCGGAGACUCACGGUCCUGCCUCAUACGCACAAACACAUGUUUACCAUUUCCUGCAAAACUGGAUCAUUUUCAUGUCCCCCCCCCCUCACAUCUUUCCCUCACCCCCGUCUGAACAACUGUAGCCUGUGACGUCCAUGUUGUUUUGUCAAAGAGCUAUGCAAGGACUCGGUUAGCUGGUGCAAAAAAAAGAAAAGAAAAAGAGUCAAACCUGGACUGUGAGGACCGAAAAACCACAGGACGUACCCUGUUGAAUGUGUCAGACUUGACCUCUGACCUCCUUAAAAUGUGCUGCAAGACUGCUGCAACAAUCUCACUGCCAUGACAUCAGUGUGAGGGUGUGUGUGUGUGUGAGUGUGUAUGUAAGCGUGUGUAUGUGUGUGUGAGUGCAGCAGCUCCUGUAAAUAUCCUGUACAAGGCCUGACACUAAUUUAUUCACUCCCUCAGUUUUGGUACAUUAGCCGUUCAGAUAUUUAUACGGUGGGAGGAGACGAUCCACUGACGGUGUCGGUGCGUCCGCUGGUGCUAUCUCUCACGCAGAGACACAAAACAAACAUGCAUACUGUAACAAACAUUUUUAUUUCAGCUCCUUUUUUACGGUUUUUGUAACUUAUUGAGUUCUCAAGCUUCUUUGGCAUUACUUGUUUUUCGUGUGUUUGCAUCUCUUUUUUUUUUUACAUGAAUGUUUUUACUGGACUACUUUCUUUUUCUUCGUUUGUACAUAUUUAUAUAAAAUCUAUAUAGAUGCUCUCAAAGUUUAAAAUGCCUAAAGUGCAUCAUUCACACCGAAACCAAAAAAAGAAAGAAAAUCUGCUGCCCACAAGUUUCCCACUAAUGUGUUUUUUUUACAGUUGAUUUCUGUUUGUGUGCUGUGAUGAUUUCAAGCUCACAGAAUCAUUUUCCCACCUGGACUGAGCUACAGGCGGCUGUAGGAGAGAAGAGAAUGUGCCUGUACUAAUUUAUUGUAAAGCAGAACAUUUAUAUGCAUUACUUUAUAGAGAGAGUAUUGUAAGAAAAUACUGCGGGCACACGAGGAGCCCCAUGUAGAGGCCCCCUCCUCCUCCUCCUCCUCUUCUUCUGUUGUGUUUCUUUGGGGGUUUAAUAGCAUUAAAUCUGAAUGGUGAGGUGAUAGUGUUUGAUGUUUUUUUUGGCAGGGUAGCGAUGGGUAGACUUCCUGUUUUCUUUAUUUUUGCCCUCUGGAUGUGGAUGUCGUGUGUAAAUAGAUUUGGUACUUUAGCUGAUUCUCUGGGAAAAACCACAGUUAUUAUAGCCAACGGGGGCGGAAACCAGCCGACAGCAGGCGGUGGGAUUUUUAUACUAAAACACUGAAAAAUUAAAAUAUGUUAUUGAAUCACUGA